GACCCAUUUGGCCUGCCAGCUUCAUGGCCACCGGGUGCUUCUGCUCCGGAACCUCCGAGCGGAGGAGCUGACGGUUGACCUCGUGGAGCGGCUGCUCUGCUCCUUUGUCUUCCUCACAUCGCGCCACACGUGGAAUGAGGACACUCUUGGAAUGCCGGAACCGGAGUUGUUCGAGGUGAUCUUCGCUAAGCGCUUGGAGCUCAUCGGGUGGUUGGAAGAGGCACCCUACGCAGAUGCUUGCCGGGUGCUGGACGCGGUCUUGAAGACCGCCACCGGUAUCGAGAAGGGGCCUCCCGGAUGGGCUAUAUGGCCAGAGGCAGCGAACAGGGGGAGAUACAUGGCCUUGGGCCGUCCUCAGGCCUCAACAGAUGGCCGUCUACCAAUGGCGGGCUCCUUCGGUGACACGGUUCCGGCGGCUGAGGUGAAUCUGCAGAGCUUGGCCUUCCGCGUGGAGGGGCAGCAGAUGCAGGCCUUAGACGAGCGCGCGGCGCAGGAUCCCGAUGUGCUCCACGUCUUCGGUUCGUCUGCCAAGACGAUGCAAUGCGUGUCGUUGGGCGACUUCGAGCACCGCCAGGAUCGCAAGGUCGUUGGAACCGACUAUGUCAUCAGCAUGUGGGACAAGGAGACAGGUGGCCUUCCAGAGAUCGGCCUUUGCGAUCGGCUCUACGAUCCAGACGACCUGGCGACGGAAGAGCAAUGGAUCGCCGACUUCUUUGAGCCCAUCCGCAAGAAGUACUUCGUCAAGCUGGGGUUUCCGCCAGCUGAUGUCCAGUUCUAUUUGCCGGAGAACACCGUCCCCGAGGACUCCCACGUGGUCAUCCUCGCAGGCGGCCACCCCAAGAAAUCGUCCACGAUCUGGAAGGAAGUUGUGAUCUACAAGGAUUUCGGCUGCUGCCACGUCUUCGCGAUCGAAGCCUGCGGCCGGCGGAAGUAUCGUGUGCUCGAAAUGUCGACGGAUGCUCGCUUCUGCCAUUGGGAGAUGCAGCCG
This is a messenger RNA of Symbiodinium sp. CCMP2456, 988 nucleotides long. Lineage: Eukaryota; Dinophyceae; Suessiales; Symbiodiniaceae. The record is from the annotation of a GenBank genome assembly.